AUGCUCACCUUCAGCGGUUUCAUAUUGGUGGCGCUCAUGGGCCGUCAGAUCGCGGCGGCGGCUGUUCCUGCGCAACCUUCCGCUUGGCCUCAACUGCGAUUCACACCCAAAGGCACUUUUCAAAUGACGGUAUUCAAUGAUUUGCAUUUCGGAGAAGCGGAAAACACAGACUGGGGUCCACUUCAGGACGUGGAUACGCUGCUGGUGAUGAAGACGGUGCUAGAUACGGAGUCUCCUCAGCUAGUUGUCAUCAAUGGCGAUUUAAUCACUGGCGAAAACACCUUCAGGGAAAACUCAACUGAUUAUGUCGACCAAAUUGUCUCUCCUCUGGUGGCCCGCAAGCUUCCCUGGGCAUCGACUUAUGGAAACCACGACUCAGCCUACAAUCUCUCCUCUGCCAACAUAUACGCGAGAGAAAAGACGUACAAGAACAGCUUAACCAAGAAUAUGGUCAAGGGCAAAAACGCUGGAGUCUCCAACUACUACCUGGAGGUAAUGUCCAAUGAUAAACACGACUCUACUCCUGCUAUGAUCCUCUGGUUCUUCGAUAGCCGAGGCGGGAAUUACUAUCAGGAAGAAGAAAAGGACGGCUCCGAUGUUAGUCGACCAAACUGGGUAGACGAAAGCGUUGUACAGUGGUUCGAAGCCACAAGAGUUCAGCUGGCCAAGCGUUACAAAAGGACACUGCCUUCGUACGCAUUCGUUCAUAUUCCUGUCGGCGCCAUGUAUGGCUUUCAGCAGAGAGACGGCGUUGACGAGCAUAAAGAGCCUGGAAUCAACGCGGACAAUCCCCUUUCUCAACAAGGCGUUCAGUCCCCACUGUACAAUGCUACAACCAGUUUUGAGUAUACUGCCCAAGACAAAGCGUUUAUGAAGACUCUACUAGAAACUGAGAACCUCAUGGGCGUCUUUAGCGGUCAUGAUCACGGCGAUGACUGGUGCUUCAAGUGGGAUGAAAACCUCACGUUUUUAGACUUGACGGGCAACGGUCUAGUCUUUGUUUCGGUCGUCAUACCGGCUAUGGAGGCUACGGCUCAUGGACACGAGGGUCUCGACAAAUCUCUGUUGACAUCAAAGACCUUGGUAAAUCGACCAAGACUUGGACGCGGCUUGAAGAUGGUACCACUGUUGGGGCUGUGA
Molecule: messenger RNA, 1140 nt
Organism: Trichoderma asperellum CBS 433.97
Lineage: Eukaryota; Fungi; Ascomycota; Sordariomycetes; Hypocreales; Hypocreaceae
Cellular component (GO): cytoplasm
Molecular function (GO): hydrolase activity, acting on ester bonds
Source: RefSeq, a predicted model, not a curated record